Molecule: messenger RNA, 1289 nt
Organism: Oncorhynchus keta (chum salmon)
Lineage: Eukaryota; Metazoa; Chordata; Actinopteri; Salmoniformes; Salmonidae
Product: caspase recruitment domain-containing protein 11-like
Exons: 9
Coding region: 20-1243 (407 amino acids)
Biological process (GO): regulation of apoptotic process
Source: RefSeq, a predicted model, not a curated record
UGUGUGUGUGUGUGUAGAGAUGGAGAAUGGAGGUGAGGACACGGAGUCUCUGUGGGAGUCAGUGGAGAGUAACCGCUACAUCUUAAGUCGCUACAUCUCGCCUGGUAAACUGACUCCCUACCUGCGCCAAUGUAAGGUUCUAGACGAACAGGACGAAGAUGAGGUCUUAAACUCACUACUACUGGUCUCUAAGGUCAACCGCACAGGUCGUCUGUUAGACAUUCUUCAUGGUAAAGGAGAGCGAGGUUAUGUGGUUUUUCUGGAGAGUCUUGAGUUCUAUUAUCCUGACCUGUACAAGCUGGUGACUGGCAAGGAGCCCACCAGACGCUUCUCCACUAUCGUUGUGGAGGAGGGUCAUGAAGGGUUAACCCAGUUCCUGAUGAAUGAAGUCAUCAAGCUUCAGCAGCAGGCCAAAGCUAAAGAUGUCCAGAGAGUUGACCUCAUUGGGAAACAGCGCACCCUGGAGGAUGAACACAAAAAACUACGCCUGACCAACCAGGAACUAUCAGCCUUCCAGCAGAGAUACAACAAGAUGAAGGAAGAUAGGAACAACUACAAUGAUGAGCUACUGAGGGUGAAGGAUGAGAACUAUAAACUGGCCAUGCAGAACGCCAGCGAGGAGAAGAACAUGGCUGUGAUGAGGAGCAGGGACCUGCAGCUGGAGAUCGACCAGCUGAAACACAGACUAAACAAGCUAGAGGAAGAAUGUAAGAUGGAGAGAAAACAGAGUCUGAAACUGAAGAACGACAUCGAGAACCGACCGAGAAAAGAACAGAUCUUCGAACUGGAGAGAGAGAACGAGGUUCUGAAGAUCAAACUGCAGGAGCUGCAAUCUAUCAUACAGCCAGGGCCUCUGCCUGCGUCUGACAAGGCGAUCCUGGACAUUCUGGAACACGACCGCCAGGAGGCGUUAGAAGACAGACAAGACCUGGUCAACAGACUGUAUAACCUGCAUGAGGAGAUACGGCAGGCGGAGGAGCUACGAGACAAGUACCUUGAGGAGAAAGAGGAUCUGGAGCUCAGGAGCUCUACACUACAGAAGGACUGUGAGAUGUACAGAAACAGGAUGAACACCAUCAUUAUACAGCUGGAGGAGGUGGAGAAGGAGAGAGACCAGGCGUUCCGAGCCAGAGAUGAAGCCCAGCACCAAUUCUCUCAGGGUCUGGUUGAUAAAGACAAGUACAGGAAACAGAUAUUCCUUGAAGAGGUGGGGUUUCAGGUGUCUCCGGAAGGUGGUGAUUGACUCCGCUGUCCUGGCGUCGUGAGGGAGUUUGUUCCACCACUGGGGG